Molecule: messenger RNA, 1886 nt
Organism: Chanos chanos (milkfish)
Lineage: Eukaryota; Metazoa; Chordata; Actinopteri; Gonorynchiformes; Chanidae
Gene: fbxo9
Product: F-box protein 9
Exons: 13
Coding region: 133-1449 (438 amino acids)
Biological process (GO): SCF-dependent proteasomal ubiquitin-dependent protein catabolic process
Cellular component (GO): SCF ubiquitin ligase complex; cytoplasm
Molecular function (GO): protein binding
Source: RefSeq, a predicted model, not a curated record
AGAAAUGGCAGCCGUGUGGCGAUCUCGUAAAUUUGCCCGCUGUGUCGUCCGUUUCUCCGACCGUGAUCUGUAGAGAUUUAACUGAAGACAUACUUUUGGCACCCUAAAGCAAGAACUCGCAGAUAAUAUAUUAUGGCUGAAGGUAAUACUAAUAAUGGUGGCAGUGCUGAAGAGGGAGAAGAUGAAAAUACCGACGAUUCCAAUCUUCAGGUUGGUGGACAUUCCCAGUCCUCACCUUUACCUCUUAAGUUGGAGCUCAGUGCAUUUAGAGCUCAAUGGAUGUCAGAACUGCAACCAGGCUCUGGGUAUAGUUCUGCCCAGCAGGGCCUCUCAAAGAUGGCCAGCCUCAAAAGGGAGCAAGAAUUGGCACGGGAGGAAAAAGCCAGAGAGUUGUAUUUGAGAGCUGUUGAAGAAGAAAACAAUGGAGCUGUUUAUGAAGCCAUCAAGUACUACAAAAUGGCAAUGCAGCUGGUGCCUGAUAUUGAGUUCAGAAUCAACUACAGCCGAUCUCCUGAUCCAGACAGAGUCGGUGGCAGCUACCUGGUGGAAAACGAGAGGGAUUCUGAAAUCGAUGAUCUCCUUGCCUACUUUCAGCAGCAACUGACUAUGCAGGACUCCUCUCUGAGGAUAUGCCAGCCUGAAGUGGAGACUACUCAGGUGCAUAUUUCAGCCUUGCCCCUGGAGGUGCUAAUGUAUAUCUUCCGUUGGGUGGUGUCCUGUGAUUUGGAUCUCCGUGCUCUAGAGCAGCUGUCGCUGGUGUGCAGAGGUUUUUACAUUUGUGCAAGAGACCCAGAGAUUUGGCGAUCUGCCUGCCUGAGGGUGUGGGGACGCAGCUGUACCAAAGUGCUGCCCUUCACUUCGUGGAGAGAGAUGUUCUUAGAGAGGCCACGAGUGCGAUAUGAUGGUGUUUACAUCAGCAAAACAUCGUACAUCCGUCAGGGAGAGGAGUCUCUGGAUGGCUUCUACAGGGCGUGGCAUCAGGUGGAAUACUACAGGUACCUGCGUUUCUUCCCCGACGGGCAGGUCAUGAUGCUAACCACCCCUGAGGACCCCCUUAUUACUGUUCCCCGUCUGAGAAGCAGAAACUCAAGGGUUGAGGCGAUUCUGUUCGGACAUUACCGCCUGUCACAGGACACAGACAAUCAAACCAAAGUUUAUGUUGUUGUAUCCAAGAGAAAAGAGGAGAAAGGGGGAGAGUUUCAGAAGAACCGGUUCUGCAGGCGGAACCCAGCACCCGAGGCUGACCGCAGCUUCCAUGUAGGACUGCAGUUAUCCUCCGGAGGGCGACAACGCUUCAACAAACUGGUCUGGAUCCACCACUCCUGCCACAUCACCUACAGGUCAACCGGAGAGACAGUCGUCACCACAUUUGACAUGGACAAAAUGUACACCCCUCUGUAUUUUGCACGAGUAAAGAGCUACACCGCCUUCUCAGAGCGCCCCCUGUAGGCGUGUCUGAGAGAUGCAUGUUUAACUUCAGAACACCCUAAAGUUUACACACCACCAUCUCCUGAAAACAUACCCGUCUGACCCCGGCUUUGAGCUUGAUCAUACUUCUGUGAAUGUAUAUGAACGUGUAUGUGACAUUUUCAGCUUUCCGCACUCUCACUGGUAGAGGAAUAUGAUAUGUAAGAAGUUUAUUUUUAUUUUGCUGAGAGAAGAUCCUGUCACUGGUACACACCAUCAUAAAUACUAGAGAGAAAAAUAUGAUGUGAAGUCUAUCUACAGUUAAAUUUGAUCCAGUAAGAAAGGCAAAGCAACAGCGUGUGUGUUUUAGUCAUUUUAAACACUCAUUUGAUAAUGAAUGUUUCCACGUUGUUUUUGUGAAUUUCAGAAUGAGCAAGUUUGCUUACUGGAAUACAUAAUUAAACAAAAUUUACAUUGUG